Molecule: messenger RNA, 1336 nt
Organism: Columba livia (rock pigeon)
Lineage: Eukaryota; Metazoa; Chordata; Aves; Columbiformes; Columbidae
Gene: FHIP1B
Product: FHF complex subunit HOOK interacting protein 1B
Exons: 6
Coding region: 278-1144 (288 amino acids)
Biological process (GO): early endosome to late endosome transport; endosome organization; endosome to lysosome transport
Cellular component (GO): FHF complex
Source: RefSeq, a predicted model, not a curated record
GGGGGCGGGGCCGCGGGCGCGGUGGGCGGGGCCGUGGGCGGGGCUUCCGCGGCCGGUGCGUCGGGCGGCGGCGGGAAGAUGGCGGCGGGCGCGCGGGGCCCGCAGCGGGGGCGGCCGGUGCGGCGCUGAUGGGACGGGACCCGCCGCGACCUUGACCCAGCCCGGCCGAGGCAGCAGGAUGGAGAGAGGGGCCGCGCGGCCCCCCCGGCGCCGCCAGCCCGCAGUGGGACCCGCCGCCCCCCGCGGGACACCGCGCCGCCCGUGACCGCGCGUCCCCAUGGACAGGAUGAGCUGGCUGAGCAAGCUGAACCCGCGGGGGGGCGGGCAGCGGGCCCCCCGCAGCGCCAGCCUGCAGAGCCCGGUCACCGCCGACCCCGAGACCUGCCUCAUGGUGUUCAAGAACCACUGGGCACAGGUCCUGCGCAUCCUGGAGCGCCGCGGCUGCAGCCCGGCCCCCGACGACCUGAGCGCCGUGCGCAACCACACCUACCAGAUGCUGAACCUGCUGGCGCAGGACCGGCCGCGGGGGGAGGCGCCGCGGGGCCCCAUCCUGGAGCUGGUGGCCGCCGAGGACGUGCUGGAGCGGCUGCUGGGCUGGCAGCUGCAGGGCGAGCCGAGCGAGGAGCGCAAGGUGGAGCAGCUCAAGCUCUACGAGAUGCUCAUCAGCCAGGCGCGGCAGCCGCUGCUCCGGCACCGCGCGGUGCUGACGCCGCUGCUGCGGCUGCUGGGCCUGUGCGCCGAGCCCGGCUCGGCCGCGCUGGACAACAGCCUGGUGCUGCUGCUCAGCCAGCUCUGCGCCUCCGUGGCGCAGGAGCCCGCCGUCCUGGAGCUGUUCUUCCACAGCCCCGCCGACCAGGGCCCCGCCAACCUCAUCAUCUUCUCCCUGCUCAUCCCCUUCAUCCACCACGAGGGCGUCCUGGGCCAGCAGGCGCGCGACGCGCUGCUGCUCAUCAUGGCCAUGUCCGCCGGCAACCCGGCCGUGGCCAGGUCCAUCACCGACAACUCCUACUUCUGCCCGGUCCUGGCCACGGGGCUGAGCGCGCUGUACUCGUCGCUGCCGCGCAAGCUGGAGGCGCGGGGGGACGACUGGCACUGCCUGCGCCGCGAGGACUGGAUCGGCGUCUCCUCCCUCGUGCUCUCAUGAACUCGCUGGAGUUCUGCAACGGCCGUCAUACAGGUCGCGCACCCCCUGGUGCAGAAGCAGCUGGGUCGACUACGUGCACAACGGGUUCCUGGUGCCGGUGAUGGGGCCGGCGCUGCACAAGGUGAGGGACGUCCCCGCCGGGCUCCCGCUCCCGUUCCUGCUCCCUCCCGCUCCCUCCCUCCCCCUCCCGCU